Messenger RNA from Epinephelus lanceolatus (giant grouper), 1608 nucleotides. RefSeq names its product LHFPL tetraspan subfamily member 4a (gene lhfpl4a). NCBI's taxonomy places the organism in Eukaryota, Metazoa, Chordata, Actinopteri, Perciformes, Serranidae. The record is from RefSeq and is a predicted model, not a curated record. Gene Ontology annotation, molecular function: GABA receptor binding. Gene Ontology annotation, cellular component: plasma membrane; inhibitory synapse; postsynaptic membrane. Gene Ontology annotation, biological process: sensory perception of sound; gamma-aminobutyric acid receptor clustering.
CUUCUCCAAAAAAUAUCUGCUGGUUUACUGAGGUUCAGGGGAGGAAGGGGACCAGUCACUGGACAUUUGGACAUUUGUUUGUUUUCUUUAUAAUUUUUUUCUUCUUUUUUUAAUAUAAUUUCACUCCACCUUUUCUACCUAGGGAUAAGGGAGGAUAAAGGGAGAUCAAGAGAAGAGGGAACACCAGGUUGACGCUGCUGUGCGGGGGGGUUAGUUGGGGGGGUGGGAGAGAAAAAUGCUGCCUUCGCAAGAAGCCUCCAAAAUCUACCAUGACAAUUACAUGCGCAACUCCAGGGCCAUCGGGGUCCUGUGGGCCAUAUUCACCAUCUGCUUGGCCAUCAUCAACGUGGUGGUCUUCAUCCAGCCCUACUGGAUCGGCGACAGCGUCAACACUCCCCAAGCCGGCUACUUCGGCUUGUUCCACUACUGCGUGGGCAACGGGAACUCCAACCGGGAGCUCUUGUGCCAGGGCAGCUUCUCCGACUUCAGCUCCAUCCCGUCGGGAGCCUUCAAGGCGGCCUCCUUCUUCGUAUUGAUGUCCAUGGUGCUCAUCCUUGGCUGUAUCGGCUGCUUCGCCCUCUUCUUCUUCUGCAACACCGCCACGGUCUAUAAGACGUGCGCCUGGAUGCAGCUGCUAUGCGCCGUGUGUCUGGUGCUUGGCUGUAUCAUCUUCCCCAACGGCUGGGACUCAGAGGUGAUCCGGGACAUGUGCGGAGAGGACACAGGGAGGUACACCCUGGGCAACUGCUCAGUGCGCUGGGCCUACAUCCUGGCUAUCAUUGGCAUCCUGGACGCCCUCAUCCUCUCCUUCCUGGCCUUUGUGCUCGGCAACCGGCAAAGUGACUUCCUGCAGGAGGAGCUGAAGGCUGACAACAAAGAUUUUGCUGUGUCAAGGAUUGAAAUCCGGGACACCAAAGAUCCAAGAUUUGGAGUCCAGCGGUUCCACUGAGAACCAGACUUCCUCUCCUCUUCUUCCAAUCCCCCACCUCCAUCCGUCCUGCUCUUGCUCCUCCUCUUCUCUCUGAAGCUCUUCAGGUUAAACCUUUGAUCUGGGCCUGGAGGUCAAACUCCAGCAGUUUGUAAAAUACAGCCGAAGUGGAAUCACCUAACAAAGGCAAACCCGGUGUGAUGGAAGAGAAACACAUCCUGAGAGGAAGUAUGAUGAUCAGCUUUACCAAACUCUGGGAUAAAAUUAUUCCUAACACACAGUGUUACUGUCUCUAAUGUUGCUAUAAGAAAGAUUAUGAAGUUAUUGAUAAUGAUGAUUAUAAUGCUUGCAGUAGGAGUAUUCUAUGAAAAUAUACAUAUUUUUAUUGAGUGGGAAAAGGUGUUUUCCAGCUUUAAAAGUAACAUUAUAAAGUGCAUAUGUAAAAGCACAAAGGUGCUACUUCUGACAAAACAGAAAAAAACAAGAACAAGGAAAAAAGAUGAUUUUGUACAGCCACAGAGUAAUUUUGAAGUCUUUUUCAGGCCAAUUUUCAACUGCUCUUUGUAUAUGACAAAGUCUAAUCCCAGGAACUACAGAAAUAAAACACGUAUGUAAAUGAGAUGUUUGUAUGGAAACAGGGUAAAAAGAGGGAUUUUGAGGCACUUUUUUGCCCCCAUACA